CCGGAAAGGGACGCCACUCGCGCUCGCGCCCGCACUCGUCUCGUCGUCAUCGUCAGGACUCAGGAGAGCAGAGGCGAUGGCGGCGUCGGCGGCGUCCGGGAAGGUCCUGCCGCUGCUCGCCGUGGCGGCGGCGCUCGCGGCCGCGCUCCUCUACGCCGCGCCCUUCUCCAAGAGCCUGGGCGGCGAAGGGUGCAGCCUCCUCCAGCACGACCACUUCUGGAUCGCCAGCGAGCGGGUCGUCACGCUCGGCCGCGUCGGCCCCGCCGCAGUGGAGGUGAAGGGAGGGCUGAUCAACGCCAUCGCGGUGGGCGACUACCGGAGCUUCGUGCUCCGGCGGCCGCUCGUCGACUACGGGGACGCAGUCAUCAUGCCCGGCCUCAUCGACGUGCACGCGCACCUCGAUGAGCCUGGGCGAGCGGAGUGGGAGGGGUUCUCCACCGGCACCAGAGCCGCCGCUGCAGGUGGCAUAACAACGUUGGUAGACAUGCCCCUCAACAGCUUCCCUUCAACGGUUUCUCAAGAGACUCUCAAACUCAAGUUGGAUGCGGCUCGGGAUAAACUAUAUGUUGAUGUCGGGUUUUGGGGAGGCCUUGUACCAGAGAACGCCUUGAACCCAAGUAAAUUGGAGAGCCUACUGAAUGCAGGAGUGUUAGGACUUAAGUCCUUCAUGUGUCCCUCUGGUAUCAACGACUUCCCCAUGACAAAUUCAACUCAUAUCGAGGAGGGCCUGGUUACAUUAGCAAAGUACAAGAGGCCCUUACUUAUCCAUGCAGAACGCAUACCGGAUGUCGCGAGUGAUGAUGAGCUUGAUGGCGAACUAGAUCCUCGAUCUUAUGCAACAUAUCUCAAGUCAAGACCAGCAACAUGGGAGGAAUCAGCUAUCAGAGAUUUGAAACGUGCCAUGAAGGACACAGAAGUGGGUGGUCGAUCAGAAGGAGCUCACCUUCACAUUGUUCAUCUCUCAGAUGCAGAAACCACCCUCGACCUUCUAAAGGAUGCGAAACAGAGUGGCGCAAGACUCAGCAUAGAAACCUGUCCACAUUACCUCGCAUUUUCGGCCGAAGAAGUUCCAGAUGGGGAUACUCGUUUCAAGUGCUCUCCUCCUAUACGCAAUGCCGCCAACAAGGAAAAUCUCUGGGGAGCUCUGCUUGAUGGCCACAUCGACAUGCUCAGCUCGGACCACUCGCCGUCGACUCCUGAUCUCAAGCUGAUGGAGGAAGGCAACUUCAUGAAGGCAUGGGGAGGUAUAUCAUCUCUGCAGUUUGUUCUCCCUGUAACCUGGUCACACGGGAAAAAGUACGGCAUCACGCUGAAUCAGCUAGUCUCGUGGUGGAGCGAGAAGCCCGCUGAGCUUGCAGGGCAAAAGAACAAGGGGGCUAUCUUGCCGGGAUACCACGCUGACAUUGUGGUCUGGAAACCCGAGGCGCAGUUCCAUCUCGACGACAGCCAUGCUGUAUACCACAAGCACAGGAACAUUUCGGCGUAUCUAGGGAAAGAGCUCUCGGGCCAUGUCCUGUCAACGUUCGUGAGAGGGAAUCUUGUGUUUGCCGAGGGAAAGCACGCCGGGGCUGCUUGCGGUGUGACCAUCCUCGCAAAAGAAAUUGAGAAAGAAAUCGGGUCCUGCUCCAUCUCCGCCGCUUGCACACCUCUCAGCACAGACAAGGGCCCCGCCACUAGGGACGCGACCACUUGGGAAGCGGUAUUUUCUUUUGUAUUUUGGAUAAGGCUGAGCGCAGCCGCGCGUUCCAACUCCCAGCUCCGUCUCCGGCGGGAAGCGGAGACCUCCCGCUCCGACGGCAAUGGCCGCCACCACCACCCCACACCCCACCCUCCUUCCCCCGUACACACUCCCCAGCAGGAUUUCCCUCCCCAUCCGCCUCCUACGCACUUCACACGCUCCGCCGCGACCGCGACGAUUCAGGACGGCCGCCGCCUCCCGAACCCUAGCGUCCCCCUCCCCGUCGGAAACUCCGGGGGCGGCGGAGGAGCUACGUCUGGAGACGGAGUCCGCGCUCGAGUGGGGCGGCGUGUGCGCGCGGCUGGCCGACUUCGCCGCCACCGCCGCGGCCGCGCCGCCUGCGCGGAGGGCCGGGUCCCCGUCGGCCGGAGCCGGGAGGAGAGCGAGCGGCUGCUCGAGCAGACCGCCGCAGCCGUGGCGUUGCUAUCGUCGUUGACGCCGCUGGAUUUCGGCGGCGUGGGCGACGUGUCGGCGGUCGUCGCCGCCGCGGCACGGGGACGGCUGCUCGCGGUGAGGGAGAUAUGCGGCGUCGGGCGCAGCCUCCGGGCCGCGCGAGGCGUGUUUGAGCAGCUCAACGGGCUCGCCGAGGAGAUGCCAGAUGGGAGGUACUCUCCUCUUCUGGAUAUACUGCAGGACUGCGACUUCUUGACAGAACUCGUACAGAUGAUAGAGUUCUGCCUCGACUCCAAUCUUUCGAUGGUCCUCGACCAGGCCAGCGACAAACUAGGAACGAUCCGUAAGGAAAGGAGGAUGAACAUCGACGUGCUAGAAUCUCUGCUGAGAGAUGCAUCCACGAAGAUCUUCCAGGCCGGUGGGGUUGACAGCCCUCUGGUCACUAAGCGCCGCUCUAGAAUGUGUGUUGGUGUUAAAGCUUCGCACAAGCAUUUGGUCCCUGGCGGAAUUGUUCUGAGUUCCAGUGGCUCUGGUGCGACGUACUUUAUGGAGCCCAGAGAUGCUGUCCAGCUGAACAACACGGAAGUAAAACUUGCAGGCGAUGAGAGAGCCGAGGAGCUGGCAGUAUUGGGCUUGCUAACUUCAAGGAUAGCAGCUUCCCGACUGAAGAUCAGGCAUUUGAUGUGGAAAAUAUUGGAACUGGACCUGGCUUGUGCUAGAGGUUCAUAUGCCCUACAGAUAAAUGGUGUGAGGCCAGCCUUCAGUGACAGGGACAACAGUACUCAAUUGGAUCCAAGCAGCGCAUGUUCAGUAUUUAUCGAGGGCAUUCAGCAUCCUUUGCUCCUUGAGCAGUUCCGUGGAAUUGUGAAAGAAUCAGAUGACGAAGUGGGGAAUGGACAGCUUUCUGAUGAAGUCUGUGUCUCUGCGAUGCCUGUUCCGCUGGACAUGCGUGUGAAGAACGAUACUAGGAUAGUUGUGAUCUCUGGACCGAACACUGGAGGUAAAACCGCCACUAUGAAGACCUUGGGAUUGGCCUCUCUGAUGUCAAAGGCUGGCAUGUUCUUCCCAGCCAAAGGAAGACCUAGGCUCCCGUGGUUUGAUCAGGUUCUUGCAGACAUUGGUGACCAUCAGUCGCUGGAGAAUAGCCUCUCUACCUUCAGUGGGAACAUAUCACGUCUUCGCAAGAUUGUACAAGUUGUAUCGAAAGACUCUCUUGUUCUUAUUGACGAGAUUGGCAGUGGUACUGAUCCAUCAGAAGGUGUAUCCCUUUCAACCAGCAUUUUGAAGUAUCUUGCUAGCAGACUAAACUUGGCCAUCGUGACAACCCAUUAUGCUGAUCUAAGUCGUCUCAAAUCUGUUGAUGGUCGAUUUGAGAAUGCUGCAAUGGAAUUUUGUGUGGAAACUCUGAAACCAACAUAUCGAAUCUUAUGGGGCAGUACUGGUAAUUCCAAUGCAUUAAGCAUUGCAAAGUCAAUUGGUUUUGAUCAGAAAAUACUUGACCGGGCACAAGAAUGGGUAGAAAAAUUAUUGCCUGAUAAACAGAAGGAACGUCAAGGUUUACUUUACGACUCUCUACGAGACGAACGGAACCUUCUGGAGGCUCAGGCAAAUGAAGCAGCAUCUGUUCUUUCAGAUGUUGAGGGGCUGUACAAUGAGAUUCUUUCAGAAGCUGAUGACCUAGAUAAUCGAGUAGCUGCUUUGAGGGCAAUAGAGUCUCAGAAGGUACAACAAGAGUUGAAGUUUGUGAAGACUCAGAUGGACCUGAUAAUCAAAAACUUCGAAGUUCAACUUCAGAAUUCAAAACUUGAACAGUACAACUCAGCAAUGAGGAGAGCAGAAGCUGCGACUGCUUCACUGGCUGCUGCCCAUCAGCCAACUGAGUUUACUUUUAGUGACGAUGAAAACAAGAGUUCUUACGUUCCACAAAUUGGAGACAAAGUGUACGUUGAAGGGCUGGGAGGGGGAAGCACGGCUACUGUUGUUGAGAUACUCAGUGAAGAUGGGAGCUGUAUUGUUCAGUAUGGGAAAAUAAAGGCCCGGACCAAGAAUAACAAGAUGAAGUUGGCCCAAAGAGACACAAAGGAAACAUUAGCUUCCUCCGUACAAAGAAAGGGACGGUUAGUGAAGCGGUCUCCAGCAGAGGCAACGCAGGGCGCCAGCAUCUCCUUCGCCCCGGCCGUGCAGACGUCCAAGAACACGGUGGACCUGAGGGGACUGCGGGUCGCUGAGGCAUCCCACGAGCUCCAGAUGGCCAUUGACGGGUGCAGGUCCUACCAGGUCCUCUUCGUCGUCCACGGUAUGGGCACGGGGGCGGUGAAGGAGUGCGCCCUCGGUAUCCUCCGCAGCCAUCCCCGGGUGGCCAAGAUCGAGGAUGAGAGCCCCCUGAACUACGGCUGCACCGUCGCCUACAUCGAGUGAACGGAUCGCACUGGUCCAUCGCGAAGAUACAACAGCACCGCUUGUACAUUCCAGAAUCCAGAUCAUUAUACACAACAGAAUUGGAACUAUACUUUACUGCAUACAAUUCCUUGGAUAAUCGAAUUUGAGGCUCUA
Lolium perenne is the source of this 4684-nucleotide messenger RNA. NCBI's taxonomy places the organism in Eukaryota, Viridiplantae, Streptophyta, Magnoliopsida, Poales, Poaceae. The record is from RefSeq and is a predicted model, not a curated record.